This is a messenger RNA of Dreissena polymorpha, 588 nucleotides long. RefSeq lists its product as uncharacterized. The coding region runs from base 1 to 588 and encodes 195 amino acids. NCBI's taxonomy places the organism in Eukaryota, Metazoa, Mollusca, Bivalvia, Myida, Dreissenidae. The transcript has 2 exons. The record is from RefSeq and is a predicted model, not a curated record.
AUGACUUUUAUAGAGGAAAAAGUAGAAGGUGCAGACUUUAACUUGGGCAUAGUGACCUCUAAAGUGCAGGAAUUAGAAAUUAAAAACAAGCAAAUGAACGAUGAACUACUAUACAUUCAAGCCCAAUCCAUGCGCAACAAUCUAGUGUUCGGCAAUAUUGAGGAGGCCCGAGCAGGGGUGGACGAAAAUGCGGAAUAUGUAUUGCGGGAAUUCUUAGUCAGCAAGUUGAAAAUGGCCAAUAGCUUAGUUACAGAAAUGAAAUUUGAGCGAGUGCAUAGAAUGGGUCAGAAGAAUUCUGAUAAGGUUCGUCCUAUUGUGGCCAAAUUCAACCUGUUUAAGGAGCGUGAACUAGUUAGGAGGUCGGCUAGUGCACUAAAAGACACUCCGUAUUACUUGCACGAGCAAUUCCCGAAGGAAAUAUCCGACAAGCGUAGGAAACUGGUACCGGAGAUGAAAAAGGCGCGUAAAAGUGGGUCGAAGGCUUGGAUUUCGUAUGAUACGUUGUUCAUUGACGGGGUCCCCUACACGAAAGCUGUAGACUUCUUGACUUGUUCCUGGCGGACCAUCACGGGGGAUGCUCGGGCAUGA